UAAUUGAAUCAGAAAAUUUUUACCUUUCACUCAGUAAAUCGUUGUUGGCUUGACUUUGUUGCUAUAACAAAGCCUAGAUGUGAUCCAUGAUGCAGCCUGCAGUCCUUCUGAUCAACCAGUGAGAGGUCCCGGCUACAGCAGCUUCCUCCAGCCAUGAAGAACAGUUUUGGCCAUGGAAAUCAAGGUAUGGAGGGAAGGAUGUGUAACAAGUGUUUCAGUCUUAGACAGGACAAGACAGAGUCAAGGUCUGGCCUUUGUCUAUAAUCUAGAGUAAGGAACUGGAAGCACUCCCACUUCCAUGGUUUAAUGCAGCCAGCUGAGAUUUACUGAGAGACAUAAUGACCACAAUCUAUGUUUGUCUGAGUGAGAGAUCAGUACUGAAGUUCUGAACUGAAUGGUUCUAAACAGCAAAAUUUCUGUGGCCUCCAUAUCUGGGGAGAAAUCAGAUUUAUAAUUUCAGAUUUCUCAUACACUUGUUCCUCACUUUGCUAAAAGAGGAAAAAUGUAAAGCAUUAGGAUCACUGUCAGCUCUACUGGGCAAAUGUUUAGAAAAAAGGAUAUUAUGCUUUAUAAACAUGCUUGCCUUUUAUUUUUUCUUUUGUUUUUUUUUUUUUUUUUUGUUUUAAGUCUUCUAUUAUAUCUAGCCUUCAAGAAGAAAACAACUACAUUUACCACCAUAUUGUUAACAGUGGAAUUAUCCACCUGUAGGGACUGUUAAUUGUAGAAAGAAAUUCUUCCUAAAGGAAAUAACAGUAUUUCAUGAAGAAGAUAAUAUGUUCUAAAUGAAGAAAAAAUCCUGAAUUUAAACCUAAAAGAAAAACAGUAUGUGCAAGUAACAGCGCUGAGCUUCCUAUCUUAGGUUAUGCCAGUACAGUGUAAUCAAAGAUGACCUGUAAGUAGUUAAGACAUUUUCAGUCACCUCAUCUCUUAGUCUUUGAAUCAAGAGGUAUCUUGUAUCACAAAAGUGUGUUCAGAAUGAGACUUAGGCAACUAAACUGAAAGUAGAGAUUGGAAAAGCAAUCACAGAAAAAGCCUUCUGUCCUUCACCAAAUCUGACAUCUUUAAAUGUCCUUAAGACUCCAAAUUUCCAUGUAUGCUGAUGUGCUCUCCGUGUAGGCAGAGGGCAAUCAAUUAGGAGAAAGGCACCAUGGGCCAGGGAAAGGCUUGGUGCUAUAGUGCAUUUUUAGAGUGCAGUCAGACCCGUCUGUUCACCAAAUGGCAGCUGCCAUUUCUACUAAAAUAUGUACUUCCAGGUGGGGAGAUGCAGAGUGACCUUGUUAUUCAACUGCCUGUUGAUUACAACACGGGAACCAGAGGGAGAAAUAUUCUUCAUGGAAUCAGAGAAUAAUUUUGGUUGGAAGACACAUUUAAGAUCAGAAAAGACCAUUAACCUAACACUGUCAGGUCCACCUCUAAACCAUGUCCCUAAGAACCUCAUCUUUUAACAAGCAAGCUCUUAGAGCAGUGAGGAGUUUAGAUGGUGUAGUUUCCUUCCCAUCCCCCUUCUCUUCUCAGGGCUACUCCCUAAGAAAAGGCAGCCAAGGAGAGUGUGUGCCCACAUCAUAGGUCACUGUCUGCCCCUUAAGGGGCUGUUUGUUUGCCUUUGAGCAGCAGCCCUGCAGAAAGUCAGGAGGGACAUGGCAGAUGGCAUGGGGUGCUGCACGCUCCUCAGGCAACUGUUCCUCUUUGCCUCAGCAUGUGCCAGAGCCCUUGGGUGCAAUGUGGAAUCUGCCUUCUUCAUCUCAGGAGGCUGCUGCGAAUGGCAGCACUUUUUGGCCUCCUCCUGAGUUUGUGCUGCCAUCGAGAGGAGGAAGCAGAUUUGCUGAGGUGGGAGAGACUGAUUAAGGUACAAGUUUCUGUAACCCAGCAGGCAAGGCACUCAUCUGGGGAGGCAUAAUCCUGAGCUAGGGUCCCCUUUCCAAAGAGAAAAAUGGCGAGAUGUGAGCAAGGUCUCAUUUAUGUGCAGCUUAAAUGACAUUUUACUAUGACGUACUGGACUUUUGCACUUCCCUGUGGUAGUAAAUUACGCUCCUCAUGGCAAUAGAUGUAAUUGCUUUGCACUAAAUUAUAUUAACUAUUUCAGAUGGUUUGUUCUACUUCAUGCUUGGAAUGACAGAGUUGAAUUAUUUUCUGCAGUAUGUACAUCAAAAGAGAAGAAAAUUCCUGCUGAUUGAGAAUUUUGUAUUUUAAUGUCUUGCUCAGAACAUUUAAAUCUUAUCUAUUUUCAGAGCUGUUUCUGUUGUAAUUUGUGCCUGUAUCCAAGUCUACUUUAGAAACUGGGCAUACUCACUUUAAGGAAAGGGUAAGAUAGUUAGACUUCAAAGUUUUGGCCAAUGUGGGGAACACAGAGAAAAAGUGAAUCUUCAGGUGAUGAAUGAGCUCAAGGUAAAACACAACUGAAAAGAAAGAAGAGAAAGUAAUUGGGGCUUUGAACAGAAACUAGCAAGGAAAAGCAGAGAGUCAGAGCAGUCUGUAAAGGGUGUAGAAACAGCUGAGCUGCCUGAAUGUAAUGGCUUACACAUGCAGGUCAGGUUAACACAGACACAUGAAGCAGAUUUAAUAGAGAGGCCAGAACUUUAUUUUUACACAAGCAUUGUAUCUAAGCAUUCCAAAAGCCUCUUGACUAACUGUCCUUUGCCAAUUUAUUCUUACUUAUUUCUUUCUCUUAGGAAGCUUUUUAUUUCCUGAGAGCUAUUGUAGUUGAACAAUCCAAGAUACUCUGAAAUAUGAAAAAAAUGCUGUUAGACAUAGGGUGUUACUAAUAAUACUUUUAAUGGAGGACCAUUCACAUUUCUGUAAGAGGGCCCAUGUAACAAAGGCACAUCAUGUCUGUGCCUAAUUCAAUGUUCCAGCAUCUUCUAAAACAGCAUCUGGCCUCUAGAUCUCAGAUCCAAAUUGUCCAGUCCAAAAACCUGAGCAAACCUGUCAGUUCACUGUAUAAGAUGAGCCAUGAAGUACUGGGCUCUCAAGGGAUGAGAUGAGCCCAGUGUCUUCUGUGCCUCCCUCCUCCUUGAACUCCCACAUUGAAUCUGUACAUCACUGGCAUUCUCAAGGCUAAAGGAGCAUAUGUACACCUGUACAAGAUUGUACAUACUGGAACAUCCAUAGCUUCAUGAAUGUCUUCUUCCCAGCUCUCAGAGAAACUUUACUUCAUCUGCUGUCCUGAAACGAAGAUGAAGCAUCUGUUAAACCAUUAUCCAGACAUGGCACAUGCACUAUUUUAAAAAUAAUGUUAUGGCACAAGCAGUGGAGUGCAGAAGUCAUCACAAACUAUGGUGCCCAUGGGGCUUUAGCCAUCUGCUUGCUAAUUAUGUAUACCACAGCCUGGCUGUUGCACAGAAAACAAACAUUGCUGCUGGCAGCUUUGUCCUGCCAUGUAAUUACUGUAUCAGAUGCAGGCAGAAUUCCAGGAAAGUUAUGCCUUUUUCUGCCUGUUUCUGUUGCCACUUUUGCGUGUUCCCCCUUUAGAAGAUAUACCUACUCUUUCUGCCACCUUCUACUUCCUUCUAACCUGUUUGCAUCUGGCUUUCCCAGCCUGUGCUAAUCUCUCUCUGACAGUGAAAGUACAUCACUUUACCCAAUACGUGCUUCCUAUGCCACAAGAACUCUGCUCAUGUUAAGAUGAUGUUGAUACAGCAGUGGAGUAUUUAACAUCUUUGCUGCAACCUUUCAUAAAAUUCACCUCUUUAUAAAGCAGAUAUAUUCACUGCCUUGGCAAAUGAAGCUGUUUUUCUUUGUCUCAGUUGAGAUCUCAAGAGGUGGCAGUUCAUUCAGAGAAUUCAGGGCAUACUCCUCUGGUGGCCAAAUCUCUAAGAAAUAAAGGACAUGCUUCCAUCAGCAUCUUCCUUCCUCCCCACUCCUUCUCCCUGUAUGUGAAUAGCUCUCCCCUGUGCCCAAAGAGUUGUCAAUAGGGGACAGUAGUCCACUGUGUUCAGCUAUUACAGACAGACAUGAGAAGAACCAGCCUGUGAGAAUGAGCAUUGCUGCCCCCAGACCACAGGCUGGUUGGGCCCUGUGUUGCACUGCCGGGUAGUGAUGCUGUUGCACAGGCACACAAAUGUCAUUACUUUAUUAAUGCAGAUUCGGGUAUUCAGGUGCUAUCACAGACAGCAACUUAAAACAAGUUGAGUGUCUAAACUGCUCUGUGCCUCAGGGGAAAGACUAUAUGGACAUCAUUCCUAGAUUUAUGUAUAUUAAGAAAAUCUACCAAGUGUCAUAAUAUUAUUUGGUUUUAAAUGAUAUAUGAAAAUUAUAAACACAUCUGUAUGAGUUAUACACAUGCCUUCAGACUCUGCUUAAUAAUUCCUGCAGGCAGACGAGUUGUUUCUUUUUCAUUGUCCUUCAAAGGUAUUAUGUUUGUCACAUCCCGUAGCUUCUACUGGUUCUGUUGUAUCAUGUGUCCUUAUUUAUGGAUUAAUACACACACCAAAUUGAGCUCUAAUGUCCUCCCCUUAGAGCUCCAUGAGGUUCAUUUUGUCCUACAGAGUGGCCAUCAGGAGAGCUUGAGUAUGUUAUGGAGUCUAUUCCACUACACAGUAAAGAGUCUGAGAUGCUUCUGUCUUCGAUGCUGGCCACAUUUAAUUACCUUUGAAAAACUGAUUAGAGAGCACCCUUUUAUUCCCCGGCUAUUUCUCUAGUAAAGACCCUUUUGUUGCUUUGAUACUAAUAAAUUAAGUUAUAUCAGGAAAUUAUCAUGAUCUGUGUUACGAUUAUCCCUAAGGUAAAAUAGUGAAAAUUGUCUCUGACAUGAUUUUGCCCCAGGCCAGCCAAUGGUCUGCUGAGUAGCCCCUAGGCACAGCUGAAAAAUUAGCAUGGCCAGGCCCUGUUUUCUACAGGCAGUUUAGCUACACUCAUCUUGGUUUGAAUAGUGGAUGCCCAAUGGUACAUAUGAAAGCUGUAGUGUCUCUCGUGAAUUUAAUUUACUCUACAGAAGCAGUUUUCCAUUCCAGAGAUUCCAGUGUUCAAAUGCAAACUCCACCAUACGGCCUUGGUACCUUGUACCCGAGGAAGGCACCCGUGUCUUCUGUGCAUGCCUUUUGGAUGAGAAGACUUUCUUUGAUCCUUGAUGACAUUACUGAAAAACAGAAAGAAAACCUGAGACCAGAAUGCUUCAAAAUUAUACAGUACAAAACAUGGUAUGGACUUAGAGCACUUAUGUUUCAAUUAGACAUGUUUUUUGAGUGCAUUCAGCAGUGCAACGAAAUAAGGUUACAACUCUUUUGGAGGGCACAUAUUCCCACUGUGCUACUGAAAACGUCUACAAAAGUUGCUUCCCGUCAAAGGACAUUUCUCUCAAGUGUUAAUUUCUUCUUAACACACAAAUUUCAUUUUCCAGAUGGAAACUGUGAUCCUCUCAGAAGGCAAACAAUUCUACUGUCAAAUACCAUUGUUCUGACUAGUGCACAGAUUUGUUUUUCUGUCAGCCAAGAAAGGGCUGCCUUGUGCAUCGGGGAUCAACUGCAUAACUGAAGAAAUAAGGGGUCCACUGUUAGGAAAAACAAAUAUUUUCUGACUGUGAUACCCAUAGCAACACACAAAAAUGUCCAGGUGGUUUACAGCAACAUACACGAGCUGACCUGCUGAGCAAGACCUCAUCCCAGACUGCCCAUAAUUAACUGUUUACAUACCAUGUGCUAAAAUAGUGCUUAGAAAAUCAGUCAGCGGGGUGGUCGCUGACGGGGCUGCCCAGCUGGAGCUCCUUGCCGCCGCAGUGCAGCAGGGCCGGGUAGCCGGGCAGGAGCACGGGCUGGGGAGAGUGGGAGGGCAACAUGUAGGUGUUAGAUACCAGUCUGAAAGAGGUGUGACCCGAAGAUGCAGGCACAAAUUGGGUGUUCUUUCAGUCCAGUCUUGGAUUUGUGCUCCUUCUCGCACAGAGCUGCUACUACAGUACUGGUCACCAGUACCCAAGGAAAUUGUGUGUGAGAACAUGGAAUAUGGCAUACCUGAGGGGCCAGGGCCCUGGCCAGAAAGCUUUCUUCCUUCUCUUUUUUUCCUCACUGCACACCCUUGUUUAAAUUUUUUAUUGUAUUUUUGCUCCUUGCAAGUUAAGUUUUAUUUCACAGUCAAGGUUGUUUAACUCCAGUACAGCUCACAGGUAUUGUAUCUAUUUUUACCUUUUUCUGCAGAAUUGAAAACUUGCUCCCUAUAGGUUUUGUUUUUUUUUUCCCCAAGUGUAGAUACUUGACUGCAUCAGAUGUCACUCUUCAGCUUUUCUUCACCGAACCGAAUACUUUCACUGCUUUAAACGUCACAUUCUUACAGCUUCCUCACAGUCUCCAGACCUCAGAUGUGGACAUGAUGACCUUUAAGUAGCGCUAUCUAUUCCACACAUUGACACCAGAUCAAUUUUAAUUUUUUUAAAUUUCCAUUAACAUCUCAGGGACACACGUUAUUUUCUAUUGUCAGAACAUUAACCUGAACAGUCUGUUGAGAAUCAGUGAUGAUUCCUUUAUAUCUUUUUUUUCAUCCUGAGUCACAGCAUUUCAAGAUUCUCUUAUCAUGUGCAUACUAUCUUCCUAAGACACCACCUACUAUUUGUUUGCAUUGUGUUAGAUUUCUCAGUCUAUCACAGUUUCCAUUAUUAAUUUUGCCUCAAUUUAGAUGUGAAUACUUCAGUGAAAAAUGAGUUCCUUUUUGUGUCUAUGUAAUUUCGUAUAUAUAUAUAUAUAUUUAUAUAUAUAUAUAUAUACACACCCAUACAAAUGUACACGCACACACAUACUCUUCCUUGUUCCUUCAGCUAUUUGGUAACCUCUGCUUAACUGUUUACAAAGGGUUGAUUCUCAUUAUUUUUCAUUUAAAUAUAAUGCGUUUUCUUCUUGUUAUUAGUUACUGUUCAGUGCUGCGUGCUUGAUAAUUCCCAUGUGCCCUUUUCAUCUAGAAGUUUCAACAUUAAAAUGAGAAAGUUGUAACAUCACUUGUUUGUUCAGUCUGUGAGAUUUCUAAAACAUACUUUCUCUAGCUACAGAAUGCUUCAAACUCAGCAGGGCAUUAAAAAUAACAGCUCGAGAUUUGUGAAACAUGGCCAUGACGUCAAAUAGCCAAGAUGUUUUUAUUACUCAGUCAUAAGGCUCACUUGAACACUAAAUGUCCCAGAGAGUAGUGCUAUGUGACCUCUUAAUAUUGGCGCUCAUGAAGGAUGUUUCAUUUAACUUCUUCAGAUCAUUUACUUUCCUGAUUUGUGACAGACUAAUGGAAAUUUGGAGAUUAAUUUCAGAAGCAUACUCAUUUGCCUGAGUGAAUAUGAACUUGGAUGAAAACAGUUCAAGAAUAUCUCAUUAGGUUUAAAAUGUGUUUUUCAAUUAACAAAAUGUGUCUAUAAUGUAGGAUGUGUCUACUGAACAAUUCAUCUAAUGAACUGGUAGCCAUCUUGAGAGAUUCUUUAUUACUUGUUUUGGUGAACAGAGUCUAAUUUUUCACUGACUGUUUGUUUCCCUUUACUACCUCUUUCUCCAAACUGACAAUCCCACCUCUGAAAUUAUUUCUUACAGUGUUAAUAUCUAACGUUGCCUUUAUCUUUGAAUUAAUUUAAAAAAAAAAAAACAAAAAUUGCAAAGUCAGUGUCACGCUUGGGAAAACGGAAACUACCAGGCAAUUCACUAAAGUAGACCAGCAGAAACCAUUUAAGUGUGAAGAUGAAUUCAAAUGCUGCUACUCCAAGUUUAUUGGAACAUUUGAGCCCACACAGAGACUCCCACAUCACAACCUUGACAACUGCAAUGUCUAUUUUUCGGAAAGUAUCCAGGCUAGAAAAACCCAGGCUUUUUGGACAGUAUUGGUCUGAUUCCUGGUUCCUACAGCUAUCAAGGAGAUCCUUAUGUGACAGAUCCAUAGUUCCAACCAUGGAAAUAUUAAAAGAAAAUUUCACUAAUUGCAAAGUACUACAGAAAGAGGACAGGAACAUCUUCCAUCCGUGGACACUUUGAGUAUGGCAAUGAGUCACUGUCAGUAUUGGCAUCUUCUGAUUUCAUUUUUGGAAUCUUAAAUCCUCUCGAGGAUUGGUCACUAACAAUGCUGAGAGCCCCAUUGACAGCAGAGAGAAUAUUAAAAUUGGUCUGGUGUAAUUGUAUUAUGUGGUCAUUGUUUUUAUUUGCCUAACUCAAUUUCUGUUUUCUGCUCAGUGACAAAAGAUCAUGCUUGUUAUUUUGCUAUUAUUUGAUCAGCUUUAUGGCUACAUGACAUAUGAUCUAUCUACCAUUCUUAAAUCAAUCCAAGACAAACUUCAUUAUAUGAUACCAUCAUAGUCUUUACAGGAAGGCAAUGCAUAGUUAGAAGGCAGAAAUCUUACCAUUAAGCUUGCCCUUAAAAUGGUCUGUCUGAAAGAGACUGAGUUGGAUCUGAAAUCAGUGCUUUAUCAAGAUGAAAGAUUAAUUUUCUGCCUCCUUUUAAAAAGAAAAGUCCUUGCAAUUUGAGCCACCGAAUUUCAGACCUUCUAUAGACCUUAAAAAUGUUCCCCCAUUCCACAUUCUUCCACAUAAAUCAUCAUUUGCUCUUUAGUUAAGGCAGAGUUUUCAAGCAGUGAUAUACAGGGUUGGCAUGAAUUCAGACACAAGAAAUUGAGUGAACUCUCCUCUGCAGCUGAAUUUACCUUUACAGAGUCUUGUUCUGCAUUUAUUAAAAAGAAAAAUAAACCACAGCACAUUAAAAAUAUUUUUAGGGACACUUCUUGUAAUAUGAGUUUUAAAUAUUGUUUGCUUGCAUGACAUACGUCAAUUUGGGUUUAAAUCAACAUUUUAUCAAGAUAAUGUCAUGGUCUAUAGCUUUAUUCAGUUAAUAUUAAUCAAAUUUCAGUAAUCCCAGUUGUUUACAUGUUAUAUUCCAUCUGUUUUGGAGAACUCAUGUAAAAUUUUUACCACAGCUCUUGACGGAAAUUGCUCCACAGUGUAGUCAUGUGUUGUCUAAACAAUUGCAUUAUUUUUCUUGUUUUCAACCUGCCACCUACUUGACCCUUAGUCCUGUACUGGAACAGACAGUGAAUGAUGGUUGUCUCUUCACCCUCUUCAUCCCAUUGCUGGUUUCAGACACCUCUGCAAGGUCAUUAACCAAAGAGAAUAAUAGCAAAAAAAUAGUUUGUAAUAAAAUGACUUUAAUUCCAGAAAAAAACUAAGUGCUUAAAGUGGCUAGAAGUCAUAGUAUUGAUGAAACCCAGCUAAAGUGAUCUCUCCUAGUAAACUGUUUUUCUUUCACCUUUUUCUUGCAUUUUUUGACUUGGUGACAUUUUGCUGAACUAACUAGAAUGAGAUCAAUUGCUGUUUGUAUGAUGUUAAACUGGAACUUCAGAAACUUCAUUGUUUCUGUUGGAGUGUUGUGCAGCUAUGUGUACUUUUUGCUUCUCCUCUUGCAAAAAUGUGUUCUUGGAACUUUAAUAGCCAAGAGAUCAAAGGCAAAUUUUUCCAGUAUAGAUUAGACAUCCACAGUAACAGAGUGUCUUUCACACCAUGCUAGAGCCCAGGAUUCCCACCAAAUACUACAAAACAGUGUAAUCUGCUAUCAAAAAUAGUUCCUGCAGCUGCACAGAUAUAUUUUGGAGGCCUGUCAUUCUAAUCCAAUACCUGUAAGAACUGAUGAUGCCUCAGAGAGCCUGGUAGGUCUGCAGGCUGUUACAGUGCAAACGUAAGACAUGUUCUGAGGUAAUAGAAAUGCGUCUGUUCCCUGUAUCAUACAUCAGUUGCAAUUGCAUAAUAUUUUAAGUAUGGGUUAUUUUUUCUGAAUACCAUAGUAGGUCUGCAGAAAUUCAUAUGUGUGAGUAAUCUGAAAUUCUAUUGCUUUGGGAUAUUUUAUUGAAGAUAAUUUAUCUUUUUAUCAAUGCCUCAAAGAUUUACUUUAUAUGUCUUUGACUUUUAAGAAUACAGAUGCAGUACUGUUCUUCAUCUGCAGAUUCAAAUCUUGGGAAUAUAACAAAUUGAAUGAGUCACUCAUUAUAAAACUUAAUAAUAUGGUUAACUGUUCACUGCUCCUUUUCUCAAGAGUGCUGUUGAACAUAAGGGUUGUUUUAUACUUGUCGUGUACUCCAUGUUUAGACAGUCAUUGAUCUGUGCAGUUUCACUGCUGGACAGAAAGACCUGACACCCUUUCUGCAGAAAGAAUGGCUGAAGAAAGGUAGCUCACAGAAAACCCAGAACAAAGAAGAUACAUUCAGCAAGAUAUUUAUCCACAGUAUCUGCACUGACAUGUAGGUAAUAUAUGAAUCUCGGAUUAAAAUAAUUUAGGUCGUUCUUGAGCCACUAAAUUUGCCCUCUUUAUUCUCUUCCAGCAGAUUUCAGUAACAGGGUUGUGAAUGAGCUCCAGUAAGAAUGGAAAUACAACUGCAUCUGUCUCAUCAGUCCAGUGUAAUUAAGACUUCCCACACCUUCUCUGUAAAACUGUGUUUGAGGGUCAUCAGGGAGUUAAACUUUUAUACUCAAAUUAAAAUCACGAAAACACAAAUUAGAUACUGCCAUUCAAAUUUUCAUCACAGAUCAACUUACUGCAUGUAACCAUCUAAAUUCCACUGUUGACAAAUACUCCAACUGAAACCAAUGGGCAAAGGUCCUCAUCUAAACGAAGUCUGAUGUAAGUAAGAUCUUUUUUAACUAAAUGGAUGCUUUGAAUUUUUUGUCUGUGAAACUGCAAAGUCAACCAGAUCUGUUUUUCACUUUAAGAAAGCCUCUCAACUCUCAGAAAUGAAACCUGUGAUAUUUGAGAAGUGUAGGAAAGGAUCUAGGUGGAAGCUUCUUGUUCUAUUAGGUGUUUGAAAUGGAUCUGCUUUUCUCAAUGCUUUCCUGUGCCCUGUAAGAAGUCAGACUUCUUUGUGUUUUCUUAUGUAAGGAAACACUUUAAAAGCUUUGAAAUUUUGAAUGGGCCUAGAGAGGUAUUGCAAGUUUGAUUUCUUGUCUGCAAACUUAAAUACCCCAACCAAGGGAUAUAAACCUCCUUUUCCAAUAGAGGGCUGUUUCCCUUGUGUCUCUGCUUACUUUUCACUCAUGUUCACUCACCUUUGCAGGGGACAGGAUUAUGGAUGAUAUUCCUGAGCUGAAGUUUGCUAUAAAAAUAAUAAAAAAUAAUAAUCUUGAGUUUUAUCUCCAGUUAGUUCACCUGCUUGGAAGUUUUGUUUCACUACCAUAUACCAGAGUCACCAGCUCCAUGACGCUCUCUGCUACCCAACCCCUUCUUUAUUGACCACCUAUGGCAGACAUCAAAACACUGAUCUUUGGCUCCACCUUGUGACCCCCUGUCGAGACUAGCAAGGUGAAAAGAGGGAAUCCUCAGAUUGUGCUUUCUCUGCCUGUAUAGCAAUGGAAAAAAACAAAAACAAAAAACAAAACAAAACAAAACAAAACAAACAAAAAAAAAAGACACACAUAAAACACAGAUUCUUUAGGUCAAAAUACUGACUUUAGAAGAAGCAGAGAGGUUGAAAAGUGUAAUUAAAUAAAACUAGGUAGACUCAGGACUGUGAAAUAAAUUAUCUAAGAGAAAAAACCCAAAUCAAAAGUGUUGCAAGGAAGUUGAUGGGCAAUCUGUUGGUUAUCAUCUGAGUUUAAAAAUGUCAUCUUGCUAAAGUGCCAAUGCUAAACCACUUAAAAUAGGACACUAAGUUUCCUUCUUUGUCAAAUACAUUGAAAAAGAGAACUAGUGAGAAGUGUACUCAGAAGUUAUUGCAUGAUGUCUGAGCAUUUGUCUUUAGCAUAUACAUGAGAACAAUUCUGAUAUCAGAACUGACUACAUAGGGUAGCUCUUCAUUCGUAGCAGGACAAAAAUAAACAAGUCAAGCAUUAACGUCAUUUUCUGCUUUGUGGGAACAUACCGUGGCCAAAAAGAUUUCGAAAUUAUUUGCACUUUCAAAGCUUGAGUGAGUACCAGUGCAUAAAGCUGACAGCAUAAGCUGGGCCCCUGGAAAGUACUUCACUUUCAUAUUUCAGAACAGUUACUGCCAUCAAUAAAGUACAGAACUGUGGAAGAUAAUCUCCUGAGCAGACAAAAGGUCAGACUAUAAAACUUUUGCUUGCCAUUUUCCAAAAGAAAUUCAUCAUAUUAACUCAUGAAAUGUAAAAACAAGGUUAGUUUUCACAUUGAGUUUCUAUGGGCAAUAUUGCUCCCCUGAAUUUUUAGAGUUCAUUUAUUAAUUAUUGAUUUUUUUUAUGUUGAUUGAAUAUAGAGCUAAAAAUAUUUUAAAUCUCCAAUCAGCGUAGUACAUGUACUUGGAUAGUUUAUAUACCUGCACUGCUAUAAUAACUACCAGAAAACGAGUGCACUGAAAUGGAGAAUGCAGCUCACAUUUACCAUGUGAGCAUAUUCUUUGUGCUGCUUGGAUACCAGAGUUAUACAUGGAUAGAGGGGUGUGAUCCAUUUUAUUAUUAGUUUGACAAGUUUCACUAUCUUUUGCACAAUGACUAAGUUACAUUAAAACCAUGUUAGUGCACAGACAAGUUCAAAAUAAUGGUAAAAUAUUGCUGAAUUUCUAAUAUGUAAGCUAAGUGUUGCUGAUAUUGUCAGAACUUAUGUUACAAAGUGAUGUAUCUCUGUGCUAGAAGUUUCUCAAAACGGAGGAAAGGUAAUAAGUAAGGAAGGAAAAAAGAGAAAGUGAAUUACAGUAAUUUCUAAAAAUUAAUACUUUGAAUUUCAGAAACAUAUUCAAACAUGACUACAAAUCUCAUUUUAAAGUAAAAUUUAGGAUAUGUGUGAAAUUAUUUAUAGCAUGACUUAUAAUUAGAAGAUGAAGGUACAUAUUUUGUCAACAAUUAUCUCUUCUUUCUUGCAGAUGAAAGUGUUCAUUAUUUUGGGAAUUUCAGCAGCUAUAGCCUUCACAGCUGUUUUCUUUUCUUGCCUUCAGAUAGGCAAAGAUAUCCUCUUUGAAGAAACUGAAGAUAACUGCAUUACUGAGGCUAUGCGGAAAGGCUCUAGUCUGGUGGACUAUGCUGCACAUUAUACACUGAAGAGAAAUAUCCAAGAAAGGGGAAUAGCAACUCCUGCCUUGCUGCUGGCUUUCUCCAAAUUUCCUGAAAAAGAGAGUCAAGAUAUUUCCCAAGCAGCUGAACAAAUGGAAAUGUCAAUUCAAGUGCUGAAAGAAAAAGUUUGCCAGAAGCACAAACGUUCAUUGCAUCCAACUGAUCUUUUGUCAGCUGAGCUGCUCACUAUGAUUGCUAACAUUUCUGGAUGUCUGCCUUAUAUGUUGCCACCAAAAUGUCCAAACAAUUGCUUGGCUAAUAAAUACCGACUCAUCACGGGUGCCUGCAAUAACAGAGAACAUCCUAGAUGGGGAGCAUCCAAUGUGGCCUUGGCUAGGUGGCUUCCACCAGCCUAUGAAGAUGGACUCAGCCAACCUCGAGGAUGGGAUCCCAGGAUCCGAUACAAUGGAGUCCAGCUACCCUUGGUUCGUGAAGUGACAAGAAAAAUUAUUCAUGCAUCUAAUGAGGCUGUUACUGAAGACAACCUGUAUUCUGAUAUUAUUAUGGUGUGGGGACAGUACAUAGACCAUGACAUUGCAUUCACACCGCAAAGCACAAGAAGAACCGCCUUCUUAACUGGAAAGGAGUGCCAGAUGACAUGUGAAAAACAAAAUCCAUGUUUUCCAAUAAAGGUGACCAACAAUGACACACUAACUGCAGGGAUGGAUUGCCUGCCCUUCUACCGCUCGUCUCCAGCGUGUGGCACUGGUGAUCAUACUAUUCUCUUUGGAAAUGUAUCAGCACUAAAUUCAAGACAACAGAUCAAUGGCUUGACCUCUUUCCUUGAUGCUUCUACUGUCUAUGGCAGUACACCUGCUGUUGAAAACAAACUGAGGAAUUUAACAAGCAAAGAAGGUCUUCUUAGAGUAAAUGUCAAAUAUUAUGACAACCAGCGGGAAUACCUGCCUUUUACAGACCAGAUCCCAUCACCUUGUGCACAGGACUCAAAUGCAAGUGGAGGUGAGAGAAUUGAAUGCUUUAUGGCUGGGGACAGCCGAUCCAGUGAGGUCACGUCUCUGGCAGCCAUGCACACGCUGUGGCUGAGGGAGCACAACCGCCUGGCCAGAGCCCUCAAAAACAUCAACAGCCACUGGACCGCUGAGACUGUCUACCAGGAAGCACGAAAAAUUGUUGGUGCUCUGCAUCAGAUUAUUACUUUAAGAGAUUACAUUCCCAAAAUCAUUGGCCCAGAUGCUUUUAAUCUGUAUAUUGGCCUUUAUACAGGUUAUGAUCCCACAGUGAAUCCUACAGUUUCUAAUGUGUUUUCGACAGCCGCUUUCCGUUUCGGUCAUGCAACAAUCCAACCAGUAGUAAGGCGAUUGAAUGCACAAUAUUUAGAUGAUCCAGAACUCCCAAAUCUUCAUUUGCAUGAAGUUUUCUUUAGUCCAUGGAGGCUCAUUAAAGAAGGUGGCUUGGAUCCUUUACUAAGGGGUCUUCUAGCACAUGCAGCAAAACUGCAGGUGCAAGAUCAACUGCUGAAUGAGGAGCUAACAGAAAAACUGUUUGUGUUGUCCAAUAAUGGUUCACUUGAUUUAGCAUCAUUAAAUAUACAGCGUGGCCGUGAUCAUGGACUCCCAGGUUAUAAUGACUGGCGAGAAUUUUGUAGUUUACCAAAACUGGAAACUCUAACUGACCUGAAUACAGUAAUAACCAAUCGUAAUGUCACUGAAAAAAUAAUGGAAUUGUACCAUAAUCCUAGCAAUCUUGACGUUUGGCUUGGUGGUCUGGUAGAAGACUUUCUUCCAGGUGCUAGAAUCGGUCCCCUGUUUGCAUGUAUAAUUGGAAAGCAAAUGAAAGCACUACGGGAUGGUGACAGAUUUUGGUGGGAAAACGAUCAUGUUUUCACAGAAGCUCAAAAGCAUGAACUCAAAAAACACUCAUUGUCCCGCGUGAUUUGUGACAAUACAGGAAUUUCUGAAGUGCCAGCAGAUGCCUUUCAACUUGGGAAGUUUCCACAGGAUUUUAAGCAUUGUGACACUAUACCUGGAAUGAAUUUAGAAGCUUGGCAAGAAUUCUAUCAGGAAGAGGAAGUAUGUGGAACACCAAGGAGUGUGGAAAAUGGUGAUUUUGUAUACUGUUCAGAAUUUGGAAAAUCUACAGUGAUUUAUUCAUGUCAAUAUGGAUUUCAGUUACAAGGAGAAGAGCAAUUAACCUGCACAAGUAAAGGAUGGAACUUUGAGGCUCCCCUUUGUAUAGACAUCAAUGAAUGUGAAAAUGAAAUUAAUCCACCAUGCUCUCCUUCUGCUAAAUGCAUUAACACUAAAGGCAGCUACAAAUGUCUUACUGAUCCUUAUAAGCCGGUGGAAGAUGGAAGAAAAUGUGUUGGUAAUGCCUGUGAAGCUACUGUCCAUUAAAACUUUCUCUUCUCUAUUUGACAAUGCUGUAAAAAUCAUAAAAUUGACAUUUAUUGAAGAGCUGUUAAUGUGUAAAAAACCACUACACAGUCAUAGACAUAAACAUACAGCCAAAUUAUGUAAAGUAAAUGAAAGUAUUGAAUAAAUAAUACAGACACAGAAGUAAGCCUUUCCUUUUUCAUUCCUACCAUAUAUAAACCACUAAAUAUUUCCUGACUGAAUAUGAAGGGGGAUCAAGUCUGUUUCAGUUUUGCCUAGCUCAUGUCUAAAUUCAGCAUCUGAACCUUAACCAAGUUCCACCUAUUACAUUUCAAAAGUGUUAACUCUUUUAGGGCUAUCAUAAAUUAUGCAUUUUCUUGUUUUUCAACUUUUCAACAUAGGUGGAAGCUGUAUUGGGUCUUAAGGUUUAAGAGGAGUGUGAGUGUAGUUUCCCACUAAUGCUGAACAAUACCUGCUCUGAAGAACGGGCACCUAGAUCUGUCAAAAGCUCCUUGAAAGCCUGC
Messenger RNA from Columba livia (rock pigeon), 15783 nucleotides. RefSeq names its product thyroid peroxidase (gene TPO). The record is from RefSeq and is a predicted model, not a curated record. Gene Ontology annotation, molecular function: heme binding; iodide peroxidase activity; calcium ion binding. Gene Ontology annotation, biological process: thyroid hormone generation; response to oxidative stress. Gene Ontology annotation, cellular component: membrane. NCBI's taxonomy places the organism in Eukaryota, Metazoa, Chordata, Aves, Columbiformes, Columbidae.